AAAAUAUCUAAAAGUUAAUAAAAAUUUAUUUAAUACAUUUAUUAGUUAACAUAUUAAUAUUAAAAUGAUAAGCAUUUCUUAGCGUUUGACUUAAUUAUUACAAAUUUCUAGCUAAAGGGCAUUCAAUUUUCCAUAAAUUCCAUUUAGCGUUAAUCCAACACCUGUUGAUUCAGAAUAUGACUAUAUUUCUAGCAUUUCGAAAGAUUUAUUUGAAAAACAUAGAUAGGAGAUGAGCAAAUAUUGGAAAUAAGAUUAAUUAUUUGCUACAGGAAUUGCAUAAGAAUUAUGUGUACAACUUCCUAUGAAUGAUUUCGUAGCUGGGGCUAAUAUAGACAGUUUAGGCCAAUUAAAUUUUAAAAUUAAGGAUUAAAACUAUAUAAAUGGUAUUAAAGCAAUUUCAAAAGCUUAGUCUGCAUCUACUUUGGAAGUUGAUUAUUAUGGCGAUAAACAAAAGCACUGCAUUUUAUUUCCUUUUAGUUAAAUAGCUGAAAAACCUCUUUUGAAUGCAUUUAGAGGAGCUAACAUAUCUGAAACUAUGGCAAGAAUAUAAAAAACUCUCGGAAUUGAGGUUUUGAGAGUUGGAGUUAUUUAAAAUAGCUAGCCUUUUCAUGGGAUAAUAUACGCUUACUUGAAAGAAAUGCAAAAUAAAACAGGCAAGAUAGAUGAAGGUGCCAUAAACUUCUAAAAGCUAACUGAAUUUAUUGUUUCAAAGGAACUAUUUUCACAUGAAGAGGUAGCUUAAUUUGGAAAUAAAUAAAUUUAAGAAAUGGAAUCUAUAGAUCCAGCUUUAAAAGAAAUAAUGGAAAAGCUAACAAAUGCUUCAAUCGGAAAUUUCUAAGAAAGUUUUUCAAAAUUCACUCCUGAAAAUAUAAAAUUAAUUAGAGGUGAUAAACUAGAAAGCUCUACUUAGCAAUAUUUAGAAGCUUUAAGAGCAAGAGGAGUGUUAAAAAAUGAAGGUAAGCAUUUAUUGAACUAUGUUCAUAACAAAAAUAUAGCAUUUGUUGAUCCUAUUGGUUCUCUUACUCGUGAAGGUUUUUUGGUAGGACUUUUAAGAAGUUUACACAUUGAAGAUUUGGUGAAAGAAUUUCAUAUUGCAAGUGAUAUUCAAGAUGAGUUACUUUACAAAAAUAUUUAGUCUAUUUUAAAUGAAUGUGGAAUAGAUGCAAAAUUGAAUUACUACACUCACAAUAAUCUUUUUUCAGAAUAAAAUGAUAAGGCUUAAAUAAACACCCUUCAAGACCUCUUUACAUAAAUGAAGCAACUAAAUAUUGUAAAAUACAAGUAAAAAUAUCCAGAUAUUAUGCCUAAUUUGAUUGAAGAAUAAGGAGAAAUAUUUUUGGAUUAAUGUUUGGGUUGGACUAGAUACUUAGAUCAUAGAAAAAGCAGAAAAACUCCUUACUUGAUGUCUGUUGAAAAUGUUUUAGAAUUCAUUCACUCAAAUGAAGAGCUUACAAAUACAAGACAAAUUCUGCUUGAAAUGUUCGAUUCUUAUAGAAUUAGAAGAGAAGGAGUAGCUCCAAUUUCUGAUUUAUUUAUUUUUGAAAAUUAAAAUGAAAGAUUCUUAGCUAAAGUCUUAAUGUAUUUCCCAGAUAGUCUCCAUAAAAGUUUGCUAACAAAUGAAUUCAAGCCACUUAUAGAAUACUCAGAGCUUCUCAUUAGCACUAUCCACCACAUGUAAAAAUAAAAUGUAUUCAAAUCUUUUGAUCCUGAAGAUAAGCUCACUGAAAGAUAGAUAGCUAACAGAGUUGUACUUUUAGAUGCUACAAAUAAAAUUCUACAUAAACUAUUUUACAUAAUAGGAAUCCUCAAUGGCUGAAAAAUCUAGAAAUUUAUAUAAAUAUUUAAAUAAC
Molecule: messenger RNA, 1850 nt
Organism: Tetrahymena thermophila SB210
Lineage: Eukaryota; Ciliophora; Oligohymenophorea; Hymenostomatida; Tetrahymenidae
Product: DALR anticodon-binding domain protein
Exons: 3
Biological process (GO): arginyl-tRNA aminoacylation
Molecular function (GO): arginine-tRNA ligase activity; ATP binding
Source: RefSeq, a predicted model, not a curated record